Molecule: messenger RNA, 8557 nt
Organism: Tyto alba (common barn owl)
Lineage: Eukaryota; Metazoa; Chordata; Aves; Strigiformes; Tytonidae
Gene: MRTFB
Product: myocardin related transcription factor B
Exons: 15
Coding region: 351-3635 (1094 amino acids)
Biological process (GO): smooth muscle cell differentiation
Source: RefSeq, a predicted model, not a curated record
CAAGCUGCACACUGAAACACGAAUGUGCCGAGGAAGCGAGCGUAACUAAAGGGAAAGGGGGGGGGAGUGGCUGGCUGGGAACAGAGGCGGGAUUUGGGAGUUGUGCUUCACACGCUCCGUGCCUGCUGCCGGCGGGAGCUCCCGGCGCCAGAGCGGGCUGGGGGGCUGCGAGGGGAGGACGAGGAGGAGGAGGAUGGUGAUGGCUGCUCUCGGCUGCACAAAGGCGCAACUGCUCAUUGAUUAGGAGAAAGGACCUGGAAGCAGUGUUCGGGACAGCAGUGUGCUGCUGCUUGGUGACAAUAUUUUUUUUUUUCCUGUGCUGGAUGUUGCCAUUCUAAAGGAUUCUCAUCAUGAUCGAUAGUUCCAAGAAGCAGCAACAGGGCUUUUCUGAGAUUUUACCUGCAGGAGAUGUUAAGCCACUGAAGGAGAAGGAAUGCCUUGAGGUGAACAGCCAGAAGAGUCUCAAGGAAGUACUUCAGCUGAGGCUACAACAGAGACGGACACGAGAGCAGCUGGUGGACCAGGGCAUCAUGCCACCUUUGAAAAGUCCAGCUGCAUUCCAUGAGCAGAUAAAGAGCCUGGAGCGAGCCAGGACUGAAAAUUUUUUGAAGCACAAGAUUCGCAGCAGGCCAGACCGGUCUGAGCUGGUCAGAAUGCAUAUCCUAGAAGAGACCUUUGCAGAGCCUUCGCUACAAGCCACCCAGAUGAAACUGAAGAGAGCUCGGUUGGCAGAUGAUCUAAAUGAAAAGAUUGCUCAGAGGCCUGGCCCUAUGGAACUGGUAGAAAAAAAUAUCCUUCCUGUAGACUCCAGUGUUAAAGAAGCUAUUAUAGCAGUUGGACAAGAGAAUUAUCCUCAAGCUUUGGAUGAUUAUUCAUUUGAUGAAGACAGCAGUGAUGCUUUAUCACCAGAUCAGCCAGCCAGCCAAGAAUCCCAGGGUUCAGCAGCUUCCCCUGGUGAGCCAAAGACAAGUGACUCACCAUCACCAGUAACACCAAAUGCUACUACAUCAACACAGUAUCCACCUUUAACCUCUCCAGUUCCUGAAUUUCUCAAAACUCCCUCUACAAUCGAACAGCACGUUACACGUUCUACUGCUACAACUACCCUGACCACAAAUACUGUAUCUGCAGCAAAGCCUGGGCCAACGUUAGUAAAGCAAAGCCAUCCAAAGAACCCAAAUGAUAAGCAUCGGAGCAAAAAAUGUAAAGAACCGAAGCCAAGAGUGAAAAAACUGAAGUAUCAUCAAUAUAUUCCACCUGAUCAGAAAGGUGAGAAAAAUGAGCCACAGAUGGACUCCAACUAUGCUCGUCUGCUACAACAGCAGCAACUGUUUUUGCAGCUGCAGAUCCUGAGCCAACAGCAACAACACUACAACUACCAGACAAUUCUACCUGCACCACUGAAGCCAGUGAAUGACAAACAGAGUAACAAUGGGAAUACGCCACUGAAUACUUUGAACAACAGUACACCAACAUCAGCUGCCAGCUCACCAAGACAGAAUAGUAAUAUUCCUAGCCGGAAACCAGGACCUCUACCUUCAAGCCUGGAUGACUUGAAGGUAGCGGAGCUUAAAAUGGAGUUGAAAUUGAGGGGAUUACCAGUGUCUGGAACAAAAACAGAUCUGAUUGAGCGUCUGAAACCUUAUCAAGACCUUAAUAACAAUGGGGUUGCUACUAAUAGCUCUGUUACAGUAACAACUUCUACUGGGGCCACAGGUAACACAGGGGAAGUGACAGUGGCAUUUCCUGUUGCAACACUAAAUAAACCAGUGGCUAAUACGAUAUCGAGCUUUCCUCCAGAAAAAACCUCUACCGGACCUGGCUGCAAAGUAGUAAAUACUGAAAACAUUAGCUCUCCUUUGCCUAUAUCUCCCUCUCCUUCCGAACAAUCUAGUCUAAGCACAGAUGAUACUAGUAUGGCAGAUACUUUCACAGAAAUGAUGAGCAUGAUGUCACCAUCCCAGUUCUUAAGUACUUCACCACUAAGAGCAAAUAUCAGUGAUGAUAAUCAGAGCCGCAGUAGUGGAAGCAUCUCAACCAUGGAGUUUGAUGUAGCAGAAAAGGACCGCAAACUUCAAGAAAAAGAAAAGCAGAUUGAAGAGCUCAAAAGGAAACUGGAACAAGAGCAAAAACUUGUGGAAGUACUGAAAAUGCAACUUGAGGUUGAAAAACGGGGACAACAGCAACAGUCUCAGACUUCUGGUAACUCAGCUGCUAUGGAACAAAAGCAAUUCAGUGCUGCUGUCAAAGAUGAAAAUGCUCUUACUGACUGCUCUAGUACGAGUCAAUCUGUACCUGUGGCUAGUCAUCCUUUAGCACAAUCAGUAUAUACUAGUGGCCAGAAUCCAGUUGCCAAAAAGGCGGUUGUUAUCAAGCAGGAGAUACCUGUGGCCAAAGCUGAACCUCAGAAUGCCAUUUCUCAGUUUUAUGUUAAUCCACAGAGGCAGCCACAAACUGCAGUUGUUGCCCAACCUCAAGCUUUAUUAACUACCCAAGGAACUGCACAGCUGCUCCUUCCACUAUCUAUCCAGGGACCGAAUUCUACCACUGCGGUGCAGCUACCAGUUGGAAAUAUAAAGUUGCAGGCUCAAUCACAAGCUGGAAUACAGACCCCAUCACAAAUACCCGCUACUAUUUCUUCCUCUGGCCUGGUUCAGGCAGCACCUCAGAUGCACACUCCACAAUCAAAGCAAAACACCAUCAUGCAGCAUACACUUGGUCAGACCCAACAAAUCGGAAAGGUUUUUCCACCUGCCACGUCAAAUACAGUAUUUUCCUACCAGACCACACCAGUUACAACAUCUUCACAAUCUUUUAUUAAUAAAACAUCAAACUCCAACAUUCACACUGGUGGUAAUCAGGUGCCCUCUGUGCAGAAUGGACCUACUCCUAAUAAGCCUGGUUCUCCAUCUCAAGCCCAGCCUUAUGUUGUUCAACAGUCCCUCUUCAACAACACAGUAUCCAAGACAAAAGAUCCUCCUCGUUAUGAAGAGGCCAUAAAACAGACUCGCAAUAUUCAGACAUCACACCGUGAGAUUUCCAGUGCACACAGUCAGCAGAUGGAUGAUCUUUUUGAUAUUCUCAUCAAGAGCGGAGAGAUUUCCCUUCCAAUAAAGGAGGAACCAUCUCCCAUUUCUAAAAUGAGACCAGUAACAGCCAACAUCACUACAAUGCCAGUGAAUACAGUGAUAUCCCGCCCACCACCACAAAUCCAAAUGGCCCCUCCUCCUGUGUCCUUAGAACCAACAACCAGCUUGUCUAUAAGUUUGGAAAACCAACUUGAAGCCCUCUUGGAUGGAACUUUACCAUCAGGUAAUGAAAUUCCUCAACUGACAAGCAAUAAUGAGGACAGAGAGUCAUUUUCUUUAAUUGAAGACCUCCAGAAUGAUCUGCUUAAUCACUCCAGCAUUUUAGAUCACUCUCAUUCACCAAUGGAAACAUCUGACCCACAGUUUACCGCUAAUAAUUCUUGUCUCUCUCUUGACCUUCCCGAUACAAAUUUGGACAAUAUGGAAUGGCUAGACAUUACAAUGCCCAACUCCUCAUCUGGACUCACUCCUCUCAGUUCUACUGCCCCCAGCGUGUUUUCCACUGACUUUCUAGAUCCACAAGAUCUACAGUUGCACUGGGAUUAAGCUCUAGCCAAUGAGAACACAACCUGCAAGUCUCUUUAUAGCAGAGGUCCAUUGUUGUACCAUUCUGAUUGCAGUUAAGAUAAAUUAAGACCGUAAUGUUUGGAAGAACAAAUGCUUGAAGCUAAUUCCUUACUGAUUUUCAAGUUUACAACUGAAUUACUUUAUGCUUCUAUCAGUAAUGCAGACCAGGGCCCUCUGAAAGCUGAAUUUCACAAGUCAAGAAAGGAUGAUUGUACUUACUAAUUAAAAGUACCCCAAGGUAAAUGCAUCACAAAUAUUUAAGAAAAGUUAUGUCACUGACUUUGUUAUGCUUAAGUGAGGAACACAACAUGGCUAAACUUAGAGAAGAAAAGUGAGAUUUCAACUGUUUGUAUUGACACAGUGAGCAGAUGUUUCGGGGAGGGUGAGAUAUCACUGCACUUCAUUGUUCCUGUGGAUAGCCUGAGCCAGGUUCAAAAUGAAUUGUGAGGGCAAAGGCAAGUACAAGCACUGGCUGGUUCAGUGAAAUUUCAUAUAUCUAGUCUCUUAAUUUGUUCAAGUUGUUUUUAUAUUUUGGUUUUGUGGUUUUUAAAACUCUUUCCCCAUUCUUUAAUCAUGAGGGAAGAAUUUAAUUGCAUCCAAAGGGAUAUUAAGUGUAACUGCAAGAAAUCCACUGUAGCUACGCCAGGUAAUAUUGAGAACACUGAAUUUUCUAUAGCAAUGCUCUGGAUUUAAUAGCUAGGUUUUAAUGUGUAUUUCAGACAGUUACUUGUAUACUCUUAACCUUAUUUUUGUGAACAGAGGGGAACGGUGGUCUUCAAACAAGAGAUUACUAUAAUGGAAAUAAGAAAUAUCCUAAUUUACUUUUGUCUUUGAGGAUAUUUGUUAGAUCACUGAAUCCAGUAUCUCAGCAUAUUAGAACAGUUUGAGGAACUAGAAAAGUUUAAUUAAUGCUGUUGUGCACUAUGAUCCUACAAGCAUCUAUGCAAGAACAGUCCCAGUACCCUCAAUAAAAGAUGUUUGUAGGAUCAGAGUCGCAGGGGACAGUACUGACAGGACAACCACCAUUUCUUAAUACUUUAUCUAUUGAAUAGUUUUGUCUACCACUACAUAACAUCAGGGAAACUAAACAGAUAAGCUGCUCAGUGAGAAUCCUAAAUAGCAGUAUCAAGAUGUACUGUUUUGUGAUAAGGCGGCACAUUUCAUACCUGAAACAGAUAAUAGCAAAAAUUAAGCUCUUACCUCACAGCACAGCAUGAAAAUACUAUAAAGUCCUUAGCUGUUUUGUUUUGUUUUUUUUUUUUUUUCAGAGUCUAUUAUUAAAGCAGUUGGAAAAACAAACAAAAAAUUUAAAUAGAAGUAAAAUACCUUGAAAUUCUGUGGUUGUGUCUCAGGUAAUAGCUGUUAAAUGUUGCCAUAGAUAACAGAGACUGAUAAUCAAACAUAAAAUUGGAAUUAUUUCCUAUAAGGGAAUUCCUAAAUUAAGAUAAAAGGAAACAGUCCCCUAUUUCCUGAACAGCGGAAACGUGGUAUGUUUUCUAAUCUGAAAACUGAUCUCAUUGCAUAAUUCCUUCCUCACCACCAACCUUCAAAAAUAAAGUUUUGUAGGAAAUAAUGAAAAAAUGCCCUGAAGCUUUUGCUUACUUCUUAGACUAGUGAUAGAUAUCAAAGACAUAAUGAAACCAGAAAGUAGCUGUUAACUAUUUAGCAACCUGUAUCACAUUUUAAAAAAAGAAAACACAAUCAUGUUAACAUCAAACAAUACUUUUGUCAGAAAAUGUUGUGGAAUUAACUGCAAAUUUAUGUCUCCAUAUAUACAAUGCAGUCUGGUUUACUAAUAUUACAGAAGUUGAUUGCCUUCAGAUAAAAUAGUGGAUUAUAUAAUUGAUUCAGGGCUUAAACUGGCAUCAUAUGUUUGCACCAUAUCAGUUACCAGCACUUUAAAUCAUUAUAUAUCUUCAAUAGUUUUACAGGCCAGAAUUUACUUUAAUCUGAAACUAAGUACAGACGGACAAUCUGUGGAGAUUUUCACGACAAAAGAUGAAGUUGAAAGACAUAUUUCCUUAUUCCUUCUUGCUGUGCCUACAAUACUUGAGUACAAUAUUACACAUGGACUGUCUGCCUUAAAUUUUGAUGGUAUAGGACUCUUUAAUAACACUGAACAAAUACAUUCAACUUUUUGCAUUCCUUUUCAUAUUAUCUUGGGAGCUAAUACUCUGAAAUUUUAAGUGCCCUCAGCUGUUACAAGAUUAAGAAUUAAGGACUCUUGGUCUGAUAGGAACAACUUUGAAUGGAAUUUAGUGUUCUGCAGUACUGUCAAUUUAUUGUGUGUGAUACAUCAUACCACAUCUAUGUGGUUAGAGUUACCCCUUUUUGACCCUGCCUUCUGAUUAAGUAAGAGGCAAGUAAAUUAAUUUUUAGAGGACAAAUUAAGCUAGAGCAGCUGUACUGUCAUUUUGAUGUGCAUGUAAAUAGAGCUUAAAACUGGCAAAGUCAUCUUGCUACAAAACUAUCCUUAUUGGCAGUGUAGAAUGUUAAAUAAUCCAUAGGAAUCUAUGUGCAGAAAUAAACCCAAACAGUUGAGAUGUGUUGUUAUCAGUACAGUAUAGCUUUCUACUCUAAAAGUCUAUUUGCAAAAAAUAAAAAUAAAAAAAAAAAUCAACAACAACAAAAAACCUAAAAAAGUUAAGGGAUCAUUUUAGUUUUUGAAGUACAAAUAUUAUAGUGUAGGGAAUGUGUGAUUAUUUUUUUGUACAUUUCAGAAUUGUGUAUUAAACCUUACAUAUAAUGGUUUGCUUUAGACUUUGUUCUGAAAUGUGAUAUAUUUGCCAUAGUCAUAUAUGCCUGGUAUGGCAGAAAUAGGUUUUGCUUAGACUUUUGUGUGUGCAUGUCUUACAUGACAAUUUUUGUAACACAAACACAAUACAUCUUAGAAAUUUAAUCAUGACUGUGCAGUUUGACUGUACAGAACUGAAUAUUUCUCAUUCAGAGAACAGUUGCAGAGGAAUGCACUGGCACUAAAUUUGCCAUUUAAUGGCUGCAAUAUACUAACAGAACACAUCCUCUUAAAUGUGUUGUUGGCAGAUCCUUCAAAGUAAUUAAGAAUACCAUUUUAUCAGUGUGAAAAUCAAAAGUUGGUGUUUACACUUCUAGAUCCUUAGAGAGCUCGAACGUGUUUUACGUGGCUAAUGUUAAUCAAGAGGAGUCACAUCCUUCCUUUAACACAGAAAUAGUAUUUGUUAUGCACUUUUAGUGCCAUUCACCAUUAGUUAAGGAAAGUAAGUUUACAGGCAACGUUUUGUUUAACGUUAUAAAUAGUUGAAAAAUCACUGUCAUAAAUUUAACUGUUCUCCCUGAAAAUAGAGUGAAUUUAUGGCAGUAGUUCUCUACAGAAAUUUAGAGUCUAAUCCAGCAAUGUGGACUUGCAGAAUCAGGCCUUUAAAAAGCUGAGGCCACAGCUUUUAGAAAUAAUCUCUACUUAAUACUGAAAUUUCUUUCCAAGGCAUUUUAAAAUUCACCAACAAAAGUUACGUUCAAGCAAGCAGGUGAUCAAAAUAGAAGUUUCAAUACAUUACAUAAUCUCAAACAUUCAGAUGCCUGAAAAGUGUAAGCACCAUAAUUGGAAACCAAGCACAAGCUGCUGAACUGUUCUCAAGGCAGAGAAAAUGCAAUUGCAGAAUUCAUUUAACUGGAAGGGCAUUAUGUAAUCAAUACACAGUAAAGCUUACCAAUGUAAACAAUUAUUAUUUGGAUGGCAUCUUCAGUGCAUUACGAACUUAAAGCAAAUUAUACUAAAACUGGAAAAAAAAUCUCUUCCAUUUAUCUCUACUAAAUGUUCUGUUGAAAUUCUUUAUAUUGUGGUCUAUUAAAUCGCCUUUUGAUGACUUCUAGGCUAUACUUCAGAUGUUUUUUUAUGUGAGAUAUGUGGAUUGGAGUUGCAUAUAGGAUAUACAUGGCCAAUAAAGAGCAUCCAUUAAAACCUGAAGUAAUCUCAAAUACUUCUUUUAUACCAGUUUGCUAGGAAUAAAGUGCAAAAAAGAAACACCUACAUUAUUCUGUAGUGUCCAAUACUGAGUAUAAAGACUUUAAGUUAAAAGUACAUAAAUGUAUUUGUAGAAAUCUAGCCAAAAAAACCAUUCUAGCUAUGAGAGCAAAUUCUCAAUAAAAAGCAGGGAAUGGUUAAUAACUAUAUAAUCACACUAUUUUUAUAAAAAAAAAAAAAAAUACAGCUCAGAUAGUAAAAAGACAGCCUAAAAUAAAUUAUAAUAAUAUAAAAAUUUAAAUAGGAACCAAAGCAUUGCCAUUUAUACUGCCAAAGGAGGCACUUUGUAUUUUGAAGCAUAGGAAAUGAAAUCCCCGAAAGUAUUAUCCAUACUUUUUUAAAAUUAAGGAUGUAGAUAUUUUCAAAGCUGUUUUUGAUGUUUAACAGUACAGAUUUGUUUUUGUUGUUUGAGAAAUUUGUAUUAAGUAAUAGCACAGGCUUUUUUCCAGAUAGGAUUUUUCUUCACAGUACUGCUUGCAGUAGAAAUAACGCUAACCCUAGUAGGUGUUUCUCUUCUUAUUUUCAUAGUCGUAAUUAUGUCUUAGCAUCUCAUUUUGUGAAAAGAAGAAGAUAGACACCUGUCUCUAGGGCCAUCUUCAUUUAAGCACUACUUUACUAAAUGCAAAUUAUGGCAAUCAGGGCGUCAGUUUAUGUAUUGCCUUUCUAUAAGAAACCAUGAUGCCUUUGUAUUUGCUGUUUGCACCCCUAAAAUCAAUUCCAUAUGUUUGAAUGCCAUAUGUUUUGCACAUUGUACUGUAUAUAUGUAAUGCAUACUGUAUUUUUAUAUGUGUACUACAUUUAUCAAAUAUUUUGUACAUAGUGGCAAUAUUGUAGCUACUGAGGAAAUGUUUGAUAUUUCAGCAUUUUUGCUAAGUGUCUCAAAUAAAAAAGGAAAACUGUG